AUGGCUCGUCUAAUGUGUUUUCGGUCAUCGAAGAAAAAUCAUGAGGAGGACGACUCCUACGGUGAUAUUUUGAAGAACUCCGCUUCUAAUGUUGCACCAAACAAUCGGAUGGUUGUACGCGGUCCGGUGGAAGAGGGACUCACUCUGCAUUACGUCACUCAGAGAAUAAUAGUUUUAUGCUCGCCUGAUGAGGGAACCGAAAAAGCGUACGUAGCAUCGUUGAAGGCCGCCGCUCUUACACUGAAGACAAAACAUUUUGAGCACUUCAAAGUCUGGAAUGUGUCACGACCACGCCAGGACCUAUCCAGAUGCUUAGCGGCCGAAAAUGUUGGUUGGCCUCCACGAUUAGCUCCUCCAUUGGAUCGACUGUGCGCACUUUGCAAGCAAUUCGAACAGUGGCUUACGAUUAACAACAGCAAUGUGAUCGUGAUUCAUUGCAAGGGGAACACAAGCAGAGCAGCGAUAGUUCUUGCUUCAUUCAUGCACUACAAUGCUAUUUGCAGCAACGAUGAGUUCAUCGAAGAUCGCUACGACAUGAGACGAUUUGCUGACAAACACAUCGGGGCCAACGGACAACCCAGCCAUAAGCGAUACAUCACCUAUUUUUCGUCGCUGUUAUCUGGAAAGAUCCGAGUGAAUCCGGCUCCCAUCUAUCUACAUCGAAUCACAAUAUCGCACUUGAUCGGACGUGUGCUCUCCUUCAAAGUCUACGAGCGUCUACAACCAGUGUAUCAAACAUCACCGAGUACCUCGAAGGAUGUGCUGCGAUUCGACGUUGAGCACGAACUACGACUGCGUGGUGAUGUGCUCAUCAAAUGUCAUCAAGUCAUAGGAGGCGAACGCGCUCUGCUCUUCUGCUGUCAGAUCAACACGUGCGCGCUCGACGUUCCGGCCAAGGGCACGAUCUUAGCGCUGCACAAGGAGGAACUCGACCAUAUUUUUGCAGAUUCAUCAAUCGAUAACCGAGUGGUGCUCGAAUUGAUGAUCAGUCCUGAACCGCCGAAAUCAGCUGCCAGCGCCAACACGAGGCGAUCGCUGGAGGAUAGCCGGACUAACAGCUAUGAAGAUUUCGUGAAGCCAGAAGACGAAUCGAACGGUGCUGUGGUGUACAGUGAAAUUCGGAGAAAACCAAGUAAGGAGGCGAAAGACGUGAAGGAAAAGGAAGACGAUUCCAGGGAGGUCGCAGAGCAACGCAGCGAAACCCAGGCAACUUCGACGGAUCAAGCAGAAAUGCCCCCUCCGCCGGUGCCACCAAAACCACGAUCCGCGUCAGCGAUGGGAGAUCCUGUUAUCGAGCUGCCGGAACGGCGAGGAGUUCUGCCCGCUCAAGUACGUCCACUCGUUAAUCGACCACCAAGUCCACGUGAAGCCGGACGUGCUACUCCAAGUAUUGAACCGGAUCUAGUGGGAAAGGAUAGAUACGACAAGGCGUCAAAAUGCUUUUCAUACGCACCGACUAAGGCGUUGAACGAAGCAUUCGAACGUCCCAGGAAGGGAUCCGUGACGAAAGUGGAACGCAGAGAAGAAGAAAUACAGAACAUCGAUCCGGGCGAAGUUAGCAAUGCAUAUAUUCCUCAUUCGGAACCAGCUCGUACACCGGUUCCACCGAAAUGGGACGAUGAAGUUGAAAAUGCAAAACAGAGUAUUUGGUGGCUUUUCAGUUUUUUGGAACGAUUAUUCCAAGUUUCGAGGACCCGCAUGUUGACGGAUGAGGAGCGUGAAAUUGAAGAAGCAGCUCUCCUGGAUGAAUUGGCUCGAAUUCCGGCGAGAAGUCAAUCAGUUGCUGGCCAACCGUACUACCUGAGAAAUGAUGAAGCUGAGGAAAGACCGAUGGUAGUGGAACAAGCGCAGCGCGCCACGCCCACCCCUACUUCUACUGUUGCUGGAGGAUAUCGUAGAAAGAAACGUGAGACGAAGUAUGGCAGCUAUCGGACACUCAACGAUGACGCAUACAACAGUGACAUGGAUGAUCUUUGUGAUCCGGAUUUCUAUCUGAACUAUACGCCAUCUUCGACGCCUGCCACUAAAACAGCCCCGAAACCACCAGAACGAGCGCCGCUCGCCUCCGAAAAUCGCAUUCAUGCUGGCACUAGGAGCGUACAGUUGCCGAGAAAAAAGUAUCAACCAGUAGAAGCGUUUACAGAUCCGCUUGACGAUAUCCUAGCGUCGACUGCUCCAGUUGUAGCGACAUCUUGCGUCGAUCUACGCGAUCGCGACUCGCAUCGUUCUCGAAACUGUAGAAGCAUCGCUGCUUUGACUGGACCAAAUAGUGACCGGCGACUUUUCGCCGAAGACUACGAUGCUGUUUCGGAAGCGCGAGAUGCGGACGACUGGUUGACUCACAAACUGAGGAAGGUGAAGAGCAAACGUGACAUCGAUCCUGACCAGAUGAGACGACGCAAUCAGGAGCGAAUGCUACUUGAGGAGCUGAAGAACGCGCACGGCGAGGCUGAGGCGCGCGGUGGUCGCAAUGAAGCGGAAUACACUGUGGAAGGUGUGGGAACGCGGGACCCUCUAGCGGAAUACCGACGAGAGGAAGAGCGCUUGAAAAAUACACAGAGUCCAUUCGACGAAAUGCCGAGAAGAGGACGAAUACGCAGCAAACCACCCACUCCGCCACCGCGUGAGCGCAGUCGUAGUCCGGCAAGGAGUGAACGCGCCACGCCAAGCAUUGAUAGCUACAAUUAUCGAAACCACAACGGAGUUAACGAAGCCACCGCCCACGACUUCUCCAACCUCGGCAGCAUUGUCCAUGGCAAUGCCUCGUACUCGUCGAAAUCAGAACAGAACCUGCCGAAUGGUCAUCUGCCAUCGUCCGCCACGAUUCGCCGCGACUCGCGAGGCACGUCGCACUUCGAGCCUCGCACGGAUUCUCGCGCCACCUUGCAGCGACGUCAAUCAUACGGUACGGAUCGGCCUCCGUUCCAGUACGCUGACACCACGAUUCAGCGCAGCAACGAACCCAUCAAGUUCUACUCCGGACAGGAACGUGUCGCCGCAGCUAUUUAUCGCGCUGAGACUCCGCAGCGUGAGCUCUACGCUAGCGGAACGAUCCACAGAGCGGAAACACCGAACCGAUACUAUCCGGAUAAUAGCACAAUUUCGCAUCGAAGUGAAACACCAGCGUUCCCUAUCCUGAGAGAAACCCCAUUACCCUUCCAUCCUCUUCUGUAUGCGCAAAAUGGAAACAGUCGACAAGAUUUGGAUACUACGAACACUAUGAACUAUAGAUCUGCUUCACCUCGAUCACAGUACGCUGGUCAACUGAGUCGACGAUCUUCGUUGAUGUCAGUUGACACCUCCGAGAUCAUUCAUCAUCAUCCGGUUUUCGUUAAGGACACCUCAAAGUACUGGUACAAGCCGACCAUUUCUCGAGAACAAGCGAUCAACAUGCUACGAGACAAGGCUCCAGGCACGUUCGUCGUCCGUGACUCGAACAGUUUCCCAGGCGCGUUCGGACUCGCUCUCAAAGUCGCUACACCACCGCCAGGAGUUGCACCAGGUGAUGGCACCGAACUCGUCCGACAUUUCCUCAUUGAACCAUCCCCGAAAGGUGUCAAACUCAAAGGAUGCAACAAUGAGCCUGUCUUUGGCUCCUUGUCUGCUCUGGUAUAUCAGCACUCGAUCACACCAUUAGCGUUACCCACGAAGCUGCUGCUUCCUGAAUUUGAUCCGGCCACGACGCCCGAGCACGUUUCAGCUACGCAAGCGCUUUUGGAACAGGGUGCAGCUUGCAACGUCGCCUACAUCGGAAGCGUGGAUUGCGAAUCGCUAACCGGCAGUGAAUGCGUCCGAAGAGCUGUAGCUCGAACUGUGGAGGACACGCAACGAGGACUUUCUCGGCCUGUUUCCGUUCAUUUCAAGGUGUCUUCCCAAGGUGUUACACUCACGGAUAACACACGAAAAGUGUUCUUCCGUCGGCAUUUCCCAGUAAAUUCUGUGAUCUUUGCCGGAAUGGAUCCUGCCGAUAGGAAAUUCGACAACUUCUGCGUGAUUGGAUUCCAUGAUGGAUGUGUGAAAAGCGCUCGCUUAUUUGCAAUCGUUGCGAGAAAACCAUCAUCCAUGGAAAACGCUUGCCAUGUGUUCGCCGAGUUGGAGCCAGAGCAACCCGCUACAGCUGUGGUGAACUUCAUCAACAAAGUUCUCUUUGCCAACAGAAGAUCAUGA
Necator americanus (New World hookworm) is the source of this 4167-nucleotide messenger RNA. RefSeq lists its product as uncharacterized. Gene Ontology annotation, molecular function: protein binding. Bases 1 to 4167 code for a protein of 1388 amino acids. Lineage: Eukaryota; Metazoa; Nematoda; Chromadorea; Rhabditida; Ancylostomatidae. The record is from RefSeq and is a predicted model, not a curated record. The transcript has 38 exons. Gene Ontology annotation, cellular component: focal adhesion.